Corythoichthys intestinalis (scribbled pipefish) is the source of this 2102-nucleotide messenger RNA. RefSeq names its product phospholipid phosphatase 3-like. Gene Ontology annotation, cellular component: plasma membrane. Gene Ontology annotation, biological process: phospholipid metabolic process; phospholipid dephosphorylation; signal transduction. The transcript is spliced from 8 exons. Gene Ontology annotation, molecular function: phosphatidate phosphatase activity. The record is from RefSeq and is a predicted model, not a curated record. NCBI's taxonomy places the organism in Eukaryota, Metazoa, Chordata, Actinopteri, Syngnathiformes, Syngnathidae. The coding region runs from base 174 to 1247 and encodes 357 amino acids.
CUUGAAGGUGCUAUUUUUAGCCUCCGCAGUUGAGUGACGGUACGGUGACAAGUGAACUUCAUGACAAAACAAAAGCCCUCCGGGACCGAGAAGAAAAAGAAAGAAGACAGCAAAGACGUGAAGAAAAACAGAGAAGCAGAAUCAAGCCAACAUGACGUAAGGAAUUCCCCGUCAUGUGGUUGAGAGGUUGUAACAACUGUGUGAAAGAGAAGGUGGGGCCACAGUGCGGUUGUGUGAGCCCGGGGACCCGACCCAAGCGUCCCAAAGUGUUGCACACCAAGAGCGGCAUCCGACCGGCGAAAGCAGCGGGAAUGGAGAACAGCACCGGGAGCAAAAUGACUCAAAGUGGACGAGCCUUAUUCACAAGGAAGUUACUGGUGGUCUCAGACGUCCUGUGCCUAAUCCUAGUUUCCAUCCCGUUCUUUGUAAGUGAGCUAAAGAUGGUCCGACCAUACAGCAGAGGUAUUGAAUGUGGAGACACCAGUAUCACCUACCCAUACAAGCCAUCGGAGACUGUAUCAGACACACUGCUCAUUGUUGGCGGUAUCCUGAUCACAGGCAUCUCAAUCACUUUAGGGGAAUGGUACCGUGUGCGCUACCUCGGUGUCAGGUCCAAGGGCUUCGUCAAGACCAAGUAUGUGUCGUGUCUCUACAAGGAAUGGGGCUCCUUCUUAUUUGGCUGCUCCAUUAGCCAAUCCCUGACCAGCGUGGCCAAGCUGAGCGUCGGCCGUCUGCGGCCACACUUCUUGUCGUUGUGCGGUGUCACCUAUGAGUCACUCAGCUGCAAGUCAGGAACUUACUUGGCUACUGUCAAAUGUCCCAACGCUGACCCCAGCAAAAUGGAGGAGGCCAGGAAAUCAUUCUUCUCUGGUCACGCCUCCUUUGCGAUGUACACAAUGCUGUAUUUAGUUUUUUAUCUUCAAGCGCGGUUGACAUGGCGUGAAGCUCGUCUGCUGAGACCCGUGCUGCAAUUUUUCCUGUUUCUGCUGGCCGUCUACACAGGUCUGACCCGCAUCACUGACAAUAAGCACCACCCGUCCGACGUCCUGUUCGGCCAUAUACUUGGAGGCCUCACUGCAUACCUGGUGGCCUUCUACAUCUCUUCCAUGUUUAAGAGACCCAGCUUGAAUCAGUCUCAAGUUGAGACCCAAGAUAACCACUUACAGCAUACUGCAACAGCUGCUAAAUUUCACCUACACCAUCCCGCCCAGCCUGGCGCAGAAUCUACCAGUGUGGAGACUGUGUGAAUCUGAAGAAUGUGACACUGUUUCCUGCUAAGUACUACCACAUACCUCUAUAUUUUGCACAACAUUGUCAGUAAAGGCAUGUGACAAAUUGAAUGUGACUGAAAAUAGUACACGGCAAAAAUGAACAAUUUUUCCCUCUUUAAGGAGUUUAAAAAUUAUUGUGAUGAUAUUUCAGUGCAUGUUUGGAAGGAUAGCGUCAGUUGUUGUCAGGGAAACAAUGGAUUACGUAUAUCGUUUUUGUAAAGGCGGACCAGCCAGAAUACGCCACAUGCUCUGUGAGCGUUUGCCUUAUUCAGAGGUGUCUGCCAUUCUUACACGAGCUUUGCUGUUCAUUUCAAUGAGCAACACAGUGUUUGUUUCAAGAUAUGAUGUUAUAACAUUUUGUUAGCGUUAAGGCAGUAUUUUACCGUCAGGCUGUCGUUUGCUUCUGAAGUGGUCUUAAUGCUGCCUAGUUGUAUUUAUUGCAGAAUUUAAAAUGGAGAACACUUCACAGUUGUACUAUAAGAAUGUUAUGUAUUUUUGCUCGAAGUCACGUUCACUCAACCUUUUGACUCACUUUAGAUGACUGGGUCAGUCACCAACUACUAUUUGUAAAGUAUAUGUAAAUUUACAGAUAUUUCAAGUGAAUGUGUCACAAAUUUUUCAUUUGUAUUUUCUUUUUCAAAUAAAACACUAUAAGUCUAAAGAAGAAUUAAGAUGUAGGAUUUUGUCGAAUUGGAAUGACUACAGAAUAUUGAGCUUUUUUGUUGUUGUUGUUGUUGUCUUCCGUGUGUUUUACAAUACUGUAUGCUUCCAGGAUGCAUAACAGUUCGAGAUUUGACUUUUUUUUUUUUUUUUUUGCAUGUCAUCUUUUAA